This is a messenger RNA of Eruca vesicaria subsp. sativa (arugula), 192 nucleotides long. NCBI's taxonomy places the organism in Eukaryota, Viridiplantae, Streptophyta, Magnoliopsida, Brassicales, Brassicaceae. The record is from the annotation of a GenBank genome assembly.
AUGAAUCUGCCUUCACUUAGGUUCUUAAGGGCUAUAUCUUAUAAAGAGACUAAACAAGGAGAUCUCUCGAUCAUGAGUCGUCCCUAUUGGAAGGUUGAAUUGAUUUCAUCAGGAAGCAACCAGGUACCGGAUAAGCCUGAUGAAUCAGUAGAGUCAGAGCUACUUGCCUACUAUUCUCUGAUUGACCAGUGA